AUGUCAUACUACACUCAGCCAACCUCCGCGACGUAUCCUUACGGUGCUUACGCCCAAACACCUUACGCGUAUCAGUCUCCUGCUGGCUACCAGCCAUGGUCAUAUCAUCAGUAUCCCUACGUCCAUCCAGGUGCGCAAGUGGUCAGGCCUGCGACACAAGUACAACCACAACCACAACGACCAGCACCGACACCGACACCGACGGUACCUAGGUCUACGACAUUCCAACCUUACACACCAUCAUAUGUGCGAGACAACACAGCUUCAACGAGCACAGGUGCAGGACGAGGGUCGAGAAAGCAGUCGAAUAUGAAAGGCUUGUUCACCAAAGAGUUGAAGAAUCUCAUGUACGGGUUUGGAGACGACAGAAAUCCAGCAAAUGACACCGUGAAUGUAAUGGAGGAGAUUCUUAUUGAAUACAUCACUGAUGUCUGUCUAGCGGCUGGCGGCUCAUCAAAGAAAGGCCGUUUAUCUGUUGACGACUUACGUCGUGUUCUCUCGCGGCCAGCCGACUCGAAGAAGCUGGCUCGAAUGGAGGAGCUGCUGUUCAUGCAGGAAGAUAUCAAACGUGCUCGAGCGCAAUUUGAUGAUGCAGACAAUCCGAGAGGCUUAUAA
Messenger RNA from Desarmillaria tabescens, 615 nucleotides. RefSeq names its product transcription initiation factor IID, 18kD subunit-domain-containing protein. Bases 1 to 615 code for a protein of 204 amino acids. Gene Ontology annotation, cellular component: transcription factor TFIID complex. Lineage: Eukaryota; Fungi; Basidiomycota; Agaricomycetes; Agaricales; Physalacriaceae. Gene Ontology annotation, biological process: transcription by RNA polymerase II; RNA polymerase II preinitiation complex assembly. Gene Ontology annotation, molecular function: protein heterodimerization activity. The record is from RefSeq and is a predicted model, not a curated record. The transcript is spliced from 3 exons.